Molecule: messenger RNA, 1164 nt
Organism: Haemonchus placei
Lineage: Eukaryota; Metazoa; Nematoda; Chromadorea; Rhabditida; Trichostrongylidae
Source: the annotation of a GenBank genome assembly
AACGCAACUCUAGCAAUUGCUUGGGAAAAAUGGCAGAUUUCACAAAUUACGUUGGUUUCAUUGCUGAUACGCCAUCUACUGGAUAGUGGUUACAACGCCAGUGAUCGCCCAGUGUUCAAUGAGAACGAAACAGUGAAUAUCACGAUCAGUGCCAAUAGCCUCAGCUUAUUACGGAUGGACCAAGCGGAAGAGACUGCGACGUUUUCUGCAGAAUUCAUCCUCGAAUGGAAGGAUGCUUUUCUUAAAUGGAAUCCGAUGGAGCAUGGUGGACAGACAAGGGUGAAAAUCAAAGAAAUUCAAGUCUGGAGGCCAGAUGUGACCGUCUCAAGCAGUAUAGCCAAGGAGGUGCUUCUGGAAGCCAGCGAGCGUUAUUUGGACGUUUUCUAUGAUGGGACUGUAAGAAUGAGUGUUUAUGCUGUCUACAGGAAUCUUUGCAACAUGAAGGUCCGUACGUUGACAAUUUUCCCUUAUUCUCAAAUAUGUAUGAUCGAUAUUGGUCCAUGGUCUUACACUGACGAAGAGGUACACUAUUCCAGGAGAAAGCAUAGAAGCUGCACUGAAUGGGAUUUCGUGUCUCUCACCGCAUCCGAGAAGUACUCCACCGAUAGCGACGCAAACUUCCACUUCACUGAAACCAGAUUUCAGCUCUACGUGUCACGUCGUCCUCAGUUUUACGUAUGGGUGUUACUGAUUCCCACAUUCGUCAUAACUACCGUAUCCAUAUGUGGUUUGUUCAUCCCGACUAAUUCAUUGGGAGAUCGGGAAGAAAAGGUGAAUCUCGGUCUGACUACGUUACUCUCGUCUGCGGUCAUACUUGAAAUCGUUGCCAAUUCGAUGCCCAAAGCAUCCGCAUUUCCUCUUCUCGGGAACUUCAUUUUGGCAGAGAUAUUCGUCGUAGCUGCAGGAGUACUUUGUUCCGUCGUGACGUUGACAUUGCAUCACAGAGCCAAUACACGCCGAUGGAGACCCAAGCCAUGGAUGUUGAGGAUCCUUGGAAUGACGUCGAAUGUCACAGAAACUGCCGAACAUAUCAACUACACCAGGCGGCGACAAACGAAAAUAAUGAGUGACACCCUACUAAAUACCAUAUUUUUAAAAUACAAUUUCUCCUUGAAAAGAGCCCGAACACAGACAUACCAGAAUCGCUUACUCUGUAGCCGUUGA